This is a messenger RNA of Megalobrama amblycephala (Wuchang bream), 33144 nucleotides long. It is a transcript of the gene syne2b, whose product is annotated as spectrin repeat containing, nuclear envelope 2b. The record is from RefSeq and is a predicted model, not a curated record. Gene Ontology annotation, cellular component: membrane. Gene Ontology annotation, molecular function: protein binding. NCBI's taxonomy places the organism in Eukaryota, Metazoa, Chordata, Actinopteri, Cypriniformes, Xenocyprididae.
CUGUUAUAGGUUUGACAUUAUCAAUAUAUCUAUUGGAAUCUAUCUAUCUAUCUCACACACAAUUAUAAUUUUCAUUGGACUUUGAAACAUAUGAAUUUAUUCAUUAUUUAACACACUUUCUAUCUCAUGUUUAUUCAAGAGCAGAUUAAAGUGAAUUAUUGAAAUCUGAACAGUACAGGUUAAAAUCGUUCUAGGUUUUACUCUCUCACACCCCCCCAAACAUGUUAAGCUUUGAAAGGAUGACAUGAAUGACUUUAUUAAGGCAUAAAUACAGCAUGGCCAUGUGUUUUUCAGAUUGUUUGGUAACAGGCUGAUGUAAUUAAAGUUCUGUUGCUCUGAGUCAUGAAGAGUGUUUUUUUUCUAGCAUGCAAGGUGUGGGGAAUUAGAUUUUUUUUCAUUCAAACAAAUCUUUCCUCCCUCUGUUGUAGUGUCUUUGUUGUUGUUUCGUGAGUCAAGUGAUAAAAAUGUGUAGAUAAGAUUUCAUAAUGAACAUAAUUUUGGCAAAUAUUAAAAGUAGGGUAGGUAAUUUUCAGAGAGGCUAGCAAAAGAGUUAGCUUUGAAAGCAUAAGAUCCCCACCUCCCUUCAGAGCGUCUCCAAAGCCACGCCUCCUCCAAAACACAUGAACACGUACAGUAGGGAGCAAACAAAAAUGUCACGAGAGCAGGCGUUAAACUACCGUAUGUCUCAAAGCACAUAACAUUACAAUAAUAAUGAACAUAAACAACUUAAAGAGCACUGACCUGCACCUGACUGCUGCAGAUUCAUUUCGGCGUUGAUAGAGUUGCCAUUGAAACACAUAAAAUUGAGGCACAAACCGCACAGAGUAAAAAAGGAUUCCAUUCUUUCCAAAUUACACUAGUUAUGCCGUGAACGCAGAAUACACUCAUUGUUUUGGUUCAGGAGGAACUAUAAAAAAGAUGGCUGCUUUGGUUGCGGUGCUCGGUGACUGACGCCUGUCUAACUGCAUAACAUGAAACUCAAUGAUGACUCUUGUUGUCUGUGCGAACAGGUGCUUGAGGAGACUUUAAACCAGCAUAAAAAAUUUUUUUUGAAGCAAAUCACCUACCCUGCCUUUAAGGGAGGAUUACUUCUUAAAAAACAGAAUUGCUCCUUGCUCGAUUGUAGAGCUGAGGGGUCGGUUAAGCUCCUCCAUUAGACAUAAGUGACCCCCAUAAAGAAAAAAAAGAAAAAAGAUUUAGUAAUGUUUUAUUGUAGUAGUGUCUGUCAUCAGAUAAUAAUGACAAACAAUUUACUUUAAGCAGUCAGCACGACUGCAAAUUAAAUGUUGAUAAUAAUUGAGAUGUCUUAUUGUGUUUCAGUCUACUUGUGAAAAAAUUAAGCCGUUAUUUUUUUGCUAAUAUUUCUCUUUGUCAGAGUUCUGAAAUGAACAAAAAAGUCAGUGGAAAUGGAUAAAAACAGAUGGCAGGUGAAAUUUUGAAAGAAUCAGUAAAUAAUUAAUGUCCUAACAUGUUGAUCACUGUUGUAGCCCUGAGGAUACAGUAGAACUGCAUUAAGAGAAGCGUUAAUAGGCGCCUGUGUGGACAUGCUGUGUGCGUUUCUUUAUAGCGUAGGUAAAAGGUGGAGCCUUUCUGAAAACCUGCAGUACUAGCACUUGAUCUUGAAUUACUUAGCUAAAGGUUACCGGGCAAGUUGUGCCAUGUGUUUACUGUAGUUUUCAGUUGUACAGCUGACACAUGCUCUCCAGAAUCUCGAUGCAGGAGUCUUGCACUGAUUUGCUGUACUGCAAGAUGAGGCUGGUUUAUAAAUCAUUUCUACCAUUGCACUCUCCAACAUGCAACAACUGAUUGUGAUACAGGAAAUUCCGGGAUAGUAAAUCUGAUGACAUCAGCAUGGACAACAAAAAGAAGUUGCCUCGUUUUGUCGGGGUUGAACACCCAUCUGAAAGGUCUCAUAGGAAGAAACAUGGAUCACAAGUGGAGCAGGAACAAAUUCAGAAGAGAACCUUCACCAACUGGAUCAAUGCCCAGCUGUCUAAGAGGAGUCCUCCAGUUACUGUGCUGGAUCUUUUCAAUGAAUUUAGAGAUGGAAGCAGACUAUUGGACCUGCUGGAGGUGAUGAGUGGUCAGAGAAUGAGCCGGGAGAAAGGAAGGGGGACAUUUCAGCACAGAACAAACAUUGAGAAAGCUCUAGCGUUCCUUAAGAAGAAAUCGAUCAAACUAGUGAACAUCAAUGUCUCGGACAUCAUGGACGGCAAGCCUUCCAUUAUUCUGGGUCUGGUCUGGACCAUCAUCAUGCACUUUCAUAUCGAAGAGUUGGCCAGCACAUUGUCCUUUAGUUCUCGUCAGUCGUCUCUGGAGUCUCUGGCGAGUUUGGACACUCGUUCGACCAGCAGCAGUGCCCGCAGCAGUCCAGUGCCACCCCGUGGUUCACCCCUGCACGCACGUUUCCGUGUAUCUGCCAAGAAAGCCCUGCUGCUGUGGGUCAGAGAGCAGUGCCAGAGGGCUGGUUGUACCCUGAAUGUGAAGGAUUUUAAGGUGAGCUGGAGGAGUGGCGUAGUGUUUUUGGCGAUACUUCAUGCUCUAAGGCCGAAUGUAGUGGACCUAACCAGAGCCCGAACAAGAACGAACAGACAGAACUUGGAGGAAGCCUUCCACAUUGCUGAAAGAGAACUUCACAUCCCCAGACUACUAGAUCCAGCCGAUGUUGAUGUUAGGGAUCCUGAUGAAAAGUCUAUUAUGACUUAUGUUGCUCAGUUUCUGCAGUACUCUAAAGAUACUUCUGUUUCUGAUGAAGAAAUGCAGUAUCUCACUCCUCCUCAGCGUCUCUCUCCUGUCAAUCUGCCAUCAGACUUUACACCUUCUAUAACUGCUUCACCUUUAAGACAGACCUCAGCCAAUCAGAAGGCUCAGGAGGUCACAUGCUGGUUGGAACAGGCCUAUCAGGAGCUGAUAGAGGGAUGGGACUCCACAGAGGGAGAAAGCUAUGCUGAAAGAUACCAAGUCUUCCACACCUUCAUUGUGUCCUUUAACGAGCAGCGGCGGCCCGUAAUGCCGUUACUAACAGCGAUGAAGAGGACACCUCAGCUCAGUGUAGAGCAGAAAGGCCUCAGACGAGCAUGGGACACUCUUGCUGAGAAGCUGCGUGAGUAUAAAACAGAACUGGAUAUGAGUCUCCCAUCUCCACUGGACAUCGUGGGCCGUUGGUUGUUGCGUAUUGAAGAGGUUUUAUCUGCCGAAGAGGGCGAGCCAAUGGAUCACGCCCGAGCUGCGGAGGAGGCCCGUGAGAAACUUGAGCUACUAAAGGUGUGUUUGGAGGAGAUGCCACAUCAUCUCAAGAGGUUUAAUAUGUUUCAAAACACAAAUGAGUUUGGAGAGACUCUGGUGCCGACAGACAAGAUGGAAGAAAUGAAGAGAAGGUUCACCAGUGUCCGUGUAACAGCUAAAUAUCAUGGUAUUAAGCUGGAGUACCGUGAGCGCAGGCACACAGUGUUAGACCUGCUGAAUCAACUCAACAUUAAAUUGCGUUUUUGGAAAAGAGCCUACAUUUCCCAGGAGGCUGUUCGUGUGCUAAUGCAGGACUGGAAUGAGACUGUGAACAAACAGGACCUGACCUCUAUGCUGGAUGGAGCCCUCCACAGACUCAAACUAAUCGCCAACAAAUACACCAGCAAGGCUGCCUUGGCUGGAGACUCCACACAGGUAAAUCGCCAGGUGGCCGAUCUGGAAGCAGAUGUGACAGCAACUCUGGAAGGUGUUCGGAUGAUGAGGGGAACUAUGGGACGUGUGUUGGCAGCAUGGGACUCUUACAGUGAUAUCUAUACCUCAAUGCGCGCAUGGCUGGAGCAGGGGCCGCAUAGUCAGCGACACGGGCAGAGAACAGAGGUGACAUUAUCAGUGAUGUCAGAGUGGAGUUCUCGGCAAGCUCACCUGAACGAGGUCGCCAACUACCUAACUGAGGUCACAGACCCUCAGACUAGCCGCGCUAUUUCAGACGAACUCUGCAAGAUAAAUCUGCUCUGGGCUGACUUUGCCAAAACAGCCCAGUUUUCUUUAGCUGAGGAGCCCAGUGCUGGCCCAUCUAGUCCUCAGACAGUUCAGGCCCUGAUGAGGGAGGCUACUCAGUUACUGAAAGAACCUGUGGAGGUGGUUUCUGGAUCACUACGUACUUACACAAAGAGACUACAGCUUAUGAUGAAGAAAAUAAAGGAUGUGGAUCUAGAGGCCCUAUCCCCAUCUCUAGACUGCUCUCCAGAAACCCUGAGCAAACUUCAGCAGGCUAUUCCUGAAGUAUUGCAGACACUCUGUGAGGCUGAACAGGUGUGCGAUGAGCUGCGUGUGAGUGUGAGUGGGUUGGACGGGCGUCUAGCUGAACUGUUACACUGGGAGAUGGAAGCCAGAGAGUUGUAUCAGCUCCUGAAGGAGGAAACACACAGGCAGAAGAGAGGACAAGACCCUAGAGCCCGGCUGUUAAUUUCGAGAGGGCUACAGUUAGAGGGUCAAGUGGUUAUGGAGGAGCAGGAUCUGCAGGUGAUGGUCAUGACUGGUCAGAAGACUUCACCACUGCAGUAUCUCAUCGCAUCCACCAUGCAGGACAGGGUCCGCGCUGUUGUUGAAAAGUCACAGGAAGCCGUAGGCAUGCUUAGCUCUUUGGGGGCUUGCAGAGACAGAAGCCCUGUUAGAGACCAGCCCCCUUCCAAGAUUUUUGUCAAAUAUCAGGAGGCAGAGGAAGAGCCCCAAACCCAGAAGCCCUCUUUCCAGCCUAUCUCUCCUUCAGGAGCCCCUAGCCAAACAGAACCCCAGCCUGCAGUCAGAGCCAAAGUCCCAGUACCUUCUCAGAUACCUUCUGAGGUACCUUCUCAAGCUGUAGUGCUCAAGACCCAGCCAUGUAGUCAGCCUGUGCCUAUGAUUAUUGUACAAGAGUAUGAAGAGGAGGAAAGUAGUCCACAAGCACAAAUGCACCUCUGUGAGCAAGUGAAAGACUCUCAGUCUAUUGAAGUUAAGUCACAGAAUGUUGUCCAAGCUCAAACAAAAAUCGACAUGCUCAAAGAGCAUCAUGUAGAAAGCCAGACAUCUUUACCACAACCUGAGACACAAAAACAGACAGAAAACCAGUGGAAGAUGCAAGCUCCAGUAGCCAGCCAACCCUCACAGAACCUGCAACAAGCAGCAUCACAAGUUCAUAAUGAACAACAAUUAGCAACACAGCCACAGGUGCAGAUCCAACAACAAGAGAAAACUCAACUUGCAAAACAGCAGAAGGUUCAAGCACAAACGGCAAUUCAGUCACAGCCUCAGGGCCAAGUAGAAACACAAUCACAGAAAGAAGUUACAACCCAACAUCAAGCUCCAAAGCAGCGGAGGAAAGCAAAAAAAUCCCAGGCAAAUCUGCAGAACAGACCUUGGCUUCAACAGAGUUGUCAACUGGAAAAUGUUACCCAAAAACCAGCUCAGUUGGUGCCACAAUCUCAGUCAGAGCCAGAGGGCAAAGGUCAAAUAAGUCCUCAAGCACCACCACAGCAUAUAGUGGCUGUUAGCUCACCUGAAGCUCGGGGACCUGCUCAUGGCAUGGUAACAACACAGUCAAAAAGCAUUGUUGAGAGUGGUGAGAAAUGCCUGAAGCAAGCUCAACCUAUUGCACAAGAGAAACCCCUUAUAGUGACACAAAAACUACCUCAAACUGUGCCAGCAGUUGCAGCACAACCAGUGAUUCAAAAACAACCACAACAGCCAGUGAGUCCUCCGAUUCGUCAACAAGUAUUAACCCAACAUCAACCUCAGCCCUCUAUAUCAACUCAAACUCAAGCAACUACACAAUACUCACCUGCACCUGCACCCAUUCGGCAACAAAAGCAAUCUCAAGCACAGAUAUUGACACCACAGCAACCUCAAGUGAUGAUCCGGAAACAGUCACAACCUCAAUCCAUGACUCCCAUGCAACCACAGUGGCAGCCACAACAGACAAUUCCACAGUCUCAUCCUGCAGUGCUGCAACCACAAAGAUUUCCAGUGACCCAAGCAAUGCCCCAAGGCAUUUCCAGACCAGGGCAGCAGUACCCAACAUCUCCCAUUCAACCACAAGUAAAUAUGCAGAGACAACAGUCACCACACAGUGUAGUGCAGACCCAGCAACCCACACUGCACAAUCCAACUGUGAUUUCCCCUCAGCCCAAAGGUGCAUCCCCCAUACAACCCAGAAUCAUCUCUAUGCCUCAACCCCAGAUGCCUGUUCAGUCUCAAACCCAAACCCAAACCCAGGCCAAAGCACAGGGAAGUGCACCACUUAUGAUUCAACCUCGGGGGCAACCCCAGUGGUGUCAACCAGGAGAUGUCACCCAAUCUUACCCCAAAGUCCAAGGACCAAUUUCUGUCGCUGCCCAAAUGCAGCAUCUGGCCCAUUUCCAAACUCAUCCCCAACCUCAAAGUUUUCCUCCAGCUCAACCUAAGCAGUGGUCACCAGUAAGACCAGGCAUAGUGACCCAGACCUACCCCACUGUCCAAGUCCCAGGUCAGGUAGCCCAACCUCAACCUCAAAUGGCUGUUUACCCUAAAACCCAGCCACAACCACAGCCUCAGCAGUGGCCCCCUGCUAGACCAGAAUCACCUUGGGGUCAAUCACAGAUAAGACCCCAAGGUCCAGGUCAGCAUAUGGUUCCCUCCCAGCAAUGGAGACCUGUCAGUCCAGAAAGAGUCAGUCCAGUGUACCCAAAGGCUGAAACUCAAGGGCAGGGACCACAUCCUCAGUCCCAAUAUCAAGCCCUACCGAGGCCACAAAGCCCUCAACGGCAGUGGGGUCCAGUCCGGCCAGAACAUCAGUUUCAAGUCUCUUCCCAAUCUAUGUUUCAUGGCGUUCUCCAGCCAGUAGCUCCAUGGAAUCAACCACCUGUUCAAGCUCCCAUAAGAUCUCAGAGUCCACAGCAGCCUCAGCAAAGUCAGCAACAAUGGGGUUCAUCCAGGACAGAGGCCCCAUCUGAAACCCUCACCCAAAGCCAAGCUGCUCAGGCAGAGCUUCAGGCCCAAGAUCUGACAAAGCCUCAGUUACCAGUACAGGAACCGCCCCAACAGCAGUCAGCUCCUCGGGUUAAGCAGCCAGCACUUGCCCAGGCUCCCUCUCAAGCCUACACUGAGGCUUAUAUGAAGGCACAGGCCCUGGUCAGGAAUAGAUUUGAGGAAGUCAAGCACUGCAUUCAAGAGCACAUUCUCGAAGCUAUCAAUGUAUUCAAGGAUAAGCGAAUGACAGACGAACAGGCAUCAGUUAAGGAGGAGACGCUCCGGACUCUAGACCCUGAACUCCUUGAAGAGUUCUUGAGGGCUGCGGAAGGGAUGGAAGCUUUCUGCACCCCAUCUGAACUUAGAGACAUGGAGUUUUUCAAGCAAUCUGUUAGAACACAGUGGAAGGCUGUUCGUGUGCAAAUGUCAGAAUUUUUGAGGCAGCUCAGAUUUGAGUUAACCCGCCUGCAUUUUAACCGUAUGGUUGAGAAAUGUGAGAUGCACUUUAAGAGGGAAAAACUCAACCUUAGGCCUGAAUCAAUAUCGGAAUCAAAAGGAGAGGCUUGUUUUUCAGCAGAGGGCAGUCUGGCAGAAGCAGGGCAGCAGCUUGAAGCUCUGAAGGAGCUGUGUGAUACUCUGAGCCCUGAGGACGCACACAGGCUCGCACAAGCCCAACUCAGAGAAUGUGAAAGACGGCUUGCUGCCAUCCAGCGGCAGUUUAGUGGAGACAGAGACACACCUCCUCCAGACACUGGCUCACAAACAGAGCAAACAAAAGAGCCACCCACUCAGAAAGCACCUACAGUCUCUGCUGAGAAGCCCAAAGAAGUUAUUAUUUCAGAGGCUGUUACACCGGUUAGCCCCCAACGAACAAGAACUGUGGAAAAGAGAGAGAUAGUGAAACAAACGAGUACAGAAGAAGACAGGUACCGCAGCUCCAGAUUUGCAUUACAAGCUCAGCUAAACAGAAAUGAGCAAUGCAUGUUAGGAGAUCGUCCCUCAGAAUCAGUCACUCCUACAGACCUGCAGAAACGACUGAGAGAAUUAAAGUCUCUUUGGGAUGAGACAGAGACUUUGUGGAAGGAGUAUGAAACACUGUGUAUGCAAUGUGUUCAGUACAACGAACGAUCUGUUGAGCUGGACCGUAUGGAGCUCACUGUCAGAUGGAGAGAGCAGAGGUCACAGUUACAGGGCAGGGUGGAUUCACUGGGAGCAGCACUUGAGCUCAUGGACUCAAUUACGCUGAAGAUCUCUGAGAUUUCUGAAAGGCUGGAAAAGUUCAUCAAAGAGCCCAAAGACAUUAAAGGCUAUACACUAGCUAACCCUGCUAUUUUGAAAGAUGUGAAGGACUUAGAUGAAAGUAUCCAGACAGAGAUGGAUCGUCUGUCUCGAUUCGAUUCUGAACCCAGUCAUCUGGACCUGCGAGACCGAUCACCUCUGACUCAGGUGGUUCUGAACCACAGAUCCAGUCUGGACCGGCUCAGGCAACAGGUGCGCAAGAGCGACGCUGCUGCCCGUGCCCUCGACCGCUUUCUCAUGUCCCUGCGCACCGUGGAGCUCGAUGUCUCUUCUGUGCAGAGCGCCCCUAGCAAUGAUCCUGUGGUACUGCAGGACAGCAGGUCUAAGCUGGCACUAAUCAGGAAGGGAGUAAGUAGCCUUAAGGAUAAGGCUCCACAGCUGGACCAGCUUUUGGGCGGAGCACAGCUCGAGGUGACCCAGGAAGGGAGCCCUGUUUCCUGUCUGGAUAUGGUGGGGGUCCUGGUUCACAGGGUGGAAGAGGCAGAUGAUCGCCUGAUGAUUCGACAGAAUGAGCUCCAGAAGGAACAGCAGAACCAGGGACACGGCCUAAGGAGGAAGACUAUGCAGGCUGAGCUGAGGAAGGUGCAGGUGGCAGCAGAAAAACAGGGUCUAAAGGAUCCCACCAUGCCAGCUGUACAGCACCGGAUUCGAGCGCUGUCUGAUCUGGAAUCGCAGUUGAACUCUCUUCGCCCUGAAUACCAAAGCAUCAAGAAGGCUCUGUCUGAAGUCUCUCCACAGAAAGAGCACCCUGAUCCAGCAGAGGAAGAGCUAGACUUCCUUUGGGAAGAGACUGAGAGAGCUGUAUCUGACAGACAAGAACAGUGCACUGUUCUUAUGGACCUGCUGAAGAAGUUUCAGAACUGUCGCAGUUACCUGAGCAACACUCUCCAGAGGGCGGAGCAAACAAUCAAUGAGCAGGCAUCAUACAUGGGCAAAGACAACCUGCAACGCCUCCUAGCAAAAGUUGUUGGCAUAAAGGAGGACCUAAAUGGCCUCGGACCCAAGAUGGAAGAGUUCAGAUCUGUGUGCAGACAGCUGCAGACUCAGCUGAAGAAAAUUCCUGAUUUCUCAGAAACUCCGUUUGAGACAGAGGCAGAUGCUUUGGUGGACUCAUGGCUGGAUGUGUCAGAGAAGACGGACAGUUACAUGGAUAACCUGCGUGUGGGUCUAGAGUUGUGGGAGAAACAGCUGGUUCUGGGUGGAGAAGUGGACAGCUGGACUUCAACUAAACUUAUCAUCUUCUCAGAGUCUCACCCUUUCAGCAGUGAGACAGAGGUUCUCAGCAUGAAGAAUGAGAUUCAGCAUCAGGAGGACAACCUUGAACACUUCCACAAGAAGUUACUGGAGAUUCAGGAACUGCUGCAGAGCAAAGAAUCCCCACUUGAGUUACAGGUAAUGGAAACAAACCUGAGGAAGAAAAUGGAGCAGGUGAAAGAACUCUUCUCCGAUUGCACUGACGUAUUCCAGGAGCUCCUCACAGUAAAAGCUCAUUUGACUGAAAAGAUUGACACUUAUCAAUCAUCCGUGAAGAAUAUACGCUCCUCAGUAGAUAUGAUCAGUUCAGAGGAUCGCACACAGCUGGAUGCGCAUUUACAGGACUUGUGUGAGCAGCUUUUGGACCAGGAGGAGCAGGCUGAAUCAUUGCUGAAGGAAAUCAAUCUCAUGUCCAGCAUUACCGGACCACAGGCCUUGGAGGAGCUGACCAAUCACAUCAAGCGUCUCAAAGACAGCAUUGUGGAAACACGAGAGCUGAUUCGUCAAAAGAAGGAACAGGGGGAGAAAAGCUUCCUUCAGACUAUUAAAGAAGAGUUCCAGUCAUUUGAGGAAUGGUUGCAGGAUGAGCAGCUCUCUGUGAAUGAGUGUUUUGAGAACCCUGAGAGGAAGCAGGAUGUAGAAAUGUCGAUGCAGAGACUGACAAGUUUCCUGGCCUCUAAAGAAGGAGAACAGCGUCUGGCCCAGUUGAAGGAGAGAUUUGAGGGAGGUGGACAGGCGAAGAUUCCUUCUGAGGCUCAAGCUUUGCUCUCCACAUGGCAUCAGGAACAGGAAGGAGAACUGGCCACACUCAGAGCUCACUGCCAGGGACGCCAUAAACAGCUAGAUGACAUCCUCCAAAACCUCAACAGUUUGCAAGAGGAACAUAACCAUUUGAAGGACUGGCUUCAGCACAGAGAGCAAGUGCCAGAACAGAGAGAAAAACUUCGACAAAUCCAAGAGGAGUUUCUUAAAGAAAGUGGUCGUAUGGAGGCAUUCAAUGACCUGUUAUCCACUGUAAGGAUGCGUGGCCUGAGGGGAGACCCUUUCCUUAGAGACAGCGAGACCCUGAUAGACCGGUACCACAGCCUGGGGAUUCUUUUGGAGAAUCAGGCCCAAGUCCACAAGAUCCUCGAUGAACAAACUGAAACAUUCCAAACCAAUGCAGAGCAGAUCAGAGCCUGGAUCAGAGAUUUAAAGCAAGGACUUGAGUGCAUAGGCACAGACACACCAAGCCAAAAGAAACAUAUGAAUGCUCAGGCUGUUCUGAAUCUAAGUGCUGAAGGUGAUUCUAAACUGGUGGCUCUGAAAGAAGAGGGAGAUGCUUUGUGUGCUCAUGAGAUUUUGGAGGACACCAGAAGACAGGAGCUCAUUCACACCUUUAGAAACAUUGAAGAUGAGUGGAAAAGGGUUCUGGAUAUAGCUCAACAACUAAAACAUCAGGCAGAACUCCAAGACACACUCUCCAGGGAACUAAAAUAUCUACAGGCCCAGGAAGAAAGCACCCAAUCCUGGGUAAGAGAACAACUGCAAAUGCUACACUGUCUGGGGAAGGAACAUGAGCCACAAGAAAAACUAAUCAAAGUACAGGCUGUCUUAGACCUUGCUGAUGAAGCAGAUUCCAGAUUGACCAGUUUACAGAGACAAGGAAAAAAUGUAUGUUCUUAUAAAGAGCUUGACAAUGAGAGGAGGAGCCACAUUGACCAAACCCAGAGAUUGAUAGAAGAGGAGUGGAGGAAAGUGCUACAACUUGCCCAAGAGCUCAAGAAGAAGGUCAAGCAUGAGGAAUCUCUCUACAGAUUGUUACAAUCCUUCUGUGAUCAGGGUGAGGACACUCGAUCCUGGAUUGGACAGCUCAGAGAGACCCUGGAUUCCCUUCAUGUGACAUCUUCCAUUCAAGAGAGGCUAAAUGGAGUUGAGGCAGUACUAGCUCAUAGAUCUGAGGGGGACUGUAAACUUGCUGACUUAAAGGCGAAGGGAGAGACUCUAUUUUCCUAUGAAGAUCUAGAAGAGGACAAAUUUCAGACAAUCCAACAGACAUUACAAGAUGUACAGCGAGAGUGGACAGGAGUUUUGAUGGAUGCUCAAGAGCAAAACCAAGCAGAAUUUGAGGAUGCUCUUUCUAAGGAUCUUCGGGAUCUUCAGGAACAGGAGGAGAACACUCAAUCUUGGAUCAAAGAGCAGCAUCAGAAGAUCGAAUUGCUGGGUGAAGAUACUCAGUUACAAGAGAGAAUGAAUGGAGCUCAGGCCAUUCUGAACUCAGAAUCAGAGGGAGAUUACAAGCUUGCCACCCUGAGGAGGAAAGCAGAGGGUCUGUGCUCCCGAGAAGGCCUGGAGGAGAAGAGAAAACAGGAAAUCCAACUGAAAAUAAAAUCCAUUGAAGAUGAAUUGAAGAAGGUCCUGGCUAGAGCUCAGGAACUAAAGAACCAGGCUGAGCUCCAGGAUUCUCUUGCAAGGGAGCUUCAGAAUGUAUAUACCCAGGAGGAGAUCACCCGGUCCUGGGUGAAGAGCCAGAAAGAUGGCCUGGACUCACUGGGGAAAAGCACUCAUGGUACAAAGGACCAGAUUGAGGAGAGACUAAGCAAAGCACAAGCAAUUCUAAGUCUUCACUCUGAGGGCAACUCUAAGAUUGCAGCCCUGAAAAGGUCAGUAGACCAUCUAUAUACCCGUGAAGAUCUUGAUGAAGACACAAGACAUUCUCUCAUUGAGAAAAUGAAAAAUGUAGAGGAGGAAUGGAAGGCAACACUGCAGCAAGCACAGGAUCUGCAUAGUCUGCUGAAAAGUGUAGUGGAACGCCUGGUGUCCUGUCAGUGUCAGAAGGAGCAGCUUCAGUCUCGUCUGGAGCAAGUGAAACAGCAGACAGCUGCAUUGCCACGCCACUUCCCUUGGCCGGGUUUAGGGGAUCGAAGGCACACAGUGGAGCAGGCCAAGAGUUUGCUAGACCGUACCAGAGCCCUGACCCCAUCUCUGUCUGCUGUCCGAGCGCUCGGGAGGGAGAUGAGCCAGCUGACCCGUGAUUCCAGCUGGAUCGAUCCAUCCUGGGCCACCAUGGAGGAGUGCAUACCUGAGUUGAUCAAAGAAAUUACAGAGUUUUGUGUAAAUCUUGAAGAGGAAAUCCGGAGAGAGCGAGUUUGUGCUCAGCUAGUUGAGCAGCACACCGUAGCUCAGGAUUGGCUGAGAGAGCAGGUCAAAAGUUUCGGUGCCCUGCCCACUGACCGGCAUGAGUUACAAGGCUCUAUUAACACUCUUAAGGCACUUCUUCAGACCGUAGACAGGGAGAAGAGAGAAAUGAAAGAACUGGAUGCAGUUAAAGAUUCUCUGAUGCACCUUUGCACUCCAGGAGGUUGUGAUACACUGACCUUAGAGGUCAGCCAUCUUCAUGACCUCUGCGUGUCCUCGGAAAAGGAGAUGAGGGAACGGUUAGCUGUGUGUGAGGCCAGAUUGAGUGAUAUUGACCUCAGGCUUGCUGGAAGGGCACAGAUUCUGAGGGAGCAGGCAGAGAGCCUCCUGGUUGAGCUCCGUACUCAGGACCACACUUUAGGAUUUCUAGUGGGUAGCCAGAAUAUCAGCCAGCUUCAGGAGAACUGGCAUAGCUUCAAGACAUGUGAGAGAGACCUUGAUGCUUUAGAGGGCAAAGUCUGUGAUCUUGGUCAGGCCCUCCGAAUGGUCCCGCCUGAUGAGGAACCUCCUAGUGAUGUCAUUUCCGUAGUGGACACAGUUACACAACAAUAUUGCAGUCUGCGAUCGAAACUGUCGGAAAGGCAGAAUGACUGUGCAGACAGCACUGUGCAGUGUGUGAGACAGGCCUUACAAAACAUACAGUCAUGGAACCAGAUGACACAUGCAAAUCCUCCCUGCAGCUCAGCCUCAUCCAUGCAGGCUGCAAUUGAGGAAGGUGCGAAACUGCGCAUAAGCCUGCAGGUGGCGCUGUCCCAUAAAGAACUGCUGAGGGACUGUUUAGGCCCUGAUUUGGCUGGCAAACUUGAAAGAGACGGACUGAAAACUCUAAAUGAGGCAGACACUCACAUUAAUGACCUAAAACAGGAUCUUAAGAAUCUUGAAGAGAAGGUGAAGCAGGAAGCUCAGAGGUUUUCACUAGAGGCUCAAAGCAUUCAGUUAGACUCACAGGUUUCCGCUGUGACACCAUCGACGAAGGAGUCUGAGCAGUUAGAAUUUGUUUCUACCUCAUCCUUUAUCUCUGAGAGCUGCAAAAUGAUGGAUAACAGUGAACAGGCUAAGGUACAGCCAUCUGAAAUCCCUGAAAGCAAGAUACCUCUAUGUGUAAUUUCAGAAACUACAACAAAAACAGAAGUUCAUUCUGUAAGAAAAUCACCACCAGUAUUAGAAACUGACACUGAACAGGCUGAUGUCAAAACAACUGUACCGUUAAUCACAGAGAUGUUACCUGAACCAGAAAUAAGAGUAUAUGAUUCUGCUGUUCCUACAAGCAGCCAUGGAACAAAAGAAGCUGAAAAUGAGAAUUUAAUUCCUGUUGCUUUGGAAACAAAGGCUGAUAAUGAUGUAAUUGCAGAGGACAAGAAGUCCACUUCCUCGUCUGAAAUUGUUUCUAUCUCAUCCUUCAUCAUUGAGAGCUGCGAAAUGAUCGAUAACAGUGAACAGGCUAAGGUGCAGCCAUCUGAAAUGCCUGAAAGCAAGAUACCUCUAUCUGUAAUUUUAGAAACUACAACAGAAACAGAGGUUCAUGCUGCAGGAAAAUCACCACCAAUAUUAGAAACUGACAAGGCUGAUAUCAAAACAACUGUACAUUUAACCACGGAGAUUAUACCUGAACCAGGCAUAAGAGUAUAUGAUUCUGCUGUUCCUACAAGCAUUCAUGGAGCUGCUGAAAAUGAAGCUGAAAAUAUGAAUUUAAUUUCUGUUGCUUUUGAAACAAAGACUGAUAAUGAUGAGAAUUCAGAUGAAAAGAAGUCCACUUUCUCAUCUGCAGCUCUCCACAGCUUGGAAACUACAGUGCAAGACACAGACUCUCAGUACUUUGGAAUUCCAAGUCUGAGCACAAAAGGACAAGAAAGCCAGUUGUCUGUUGAGGUUGUGAGCUCUUUUGCAGAUAGAGUGGAGAGUGUGAACACUGAAGCAAUGACUGCAGAAUCAGAUAAAGAGGAAGAGGGCUCAUAUAUUCCACAUUUUCAAGAGGAACCUGGUAAAGAAGGUGAAGCACAAACAAAAAGGGUUGCUGCACUCAUUUUAGAUGUGGAUACUGUGCACAUAGAGAGUGCAGACACAGACAGUACAGUGAGGACAGCCUCUCCUAGUGCUAUUGCAAAUGAGAAGACAUUGUGUCAAACAAUGGAAAAACAAGAUGAUGGAACUUUGGCCUCUCCAGAAGCUGAAAUUUCUGACAUAGCAAAAGAAGCAAUCGGUAUUCAGUCUUUUCUCAAUGAGGCAGGUAUGGUGAGUGUAUCAGAAAUUAGUUCAGCAAUAGAACCAGAACAGCUAACCGAUAUAGACACUAACAGACAAGUGCAAACAACCGCAGCUCCACUUGCUGGAACACAAGGUAGUGGAGAUGCUGCUUCAAGAAGUAUUGGAACACUUUCUUGGAACAAUGGACCAAAUUCUGCAAUUGCUGACAGAGAGGGCAACUGGACUACAAAUAAUGGCCCUCGUGAAAUCCAACGGCGAUAUAUUAUUCUAGACUUCCCUGAGGGGGAGGAGAUGCAGAGACGUCAUGCUCAUGAAGCUACUCCUUUAAGGGAACCUACUGAGACACAGAUUCAGGGAUCAGAAUGUUCAGCAUCAGAAAGAAUGGAGACAGAAGAUGAGGCAAAAUCUGCUGAAACAGAAACGGAGGUUCUAGCCAACACAAACAGACCAUUGGACGCAUCAGAGCAAUCUGAACCGGUUGAAGUAAACCAAAAACUACCACCAAGGCAGGUUGGAGAAGUCAUGGAUGUCAUUGUAGAAGAAGAGACAAAGAAGACCUUGUCAGGUGAUAAAGCACAAUUCAUAGAAGUUGAUCCUACACCUCCAAUCCAAACAGACAAGAUGAAUGUCUCAACACUAGAGGAGAAACCUGAAGGGGAAGAGGCCAUGGACGUCAUUUUGAGAGAAGAGACAAAGACCCCAUCAGGUGGUGAAGCACGAUCCACAGAAAUCGAACCUAAUCUGACACCUCCAAUCAAGCAACGGAAUGACUGGGACACUGAGGUACAAUCCGAAAGAAUGAAUGUCUCAAUGACAUCAGAGGAGAAACCUGAAGUUGGAGAGGCUGCAGAUGUCAUUGUAGAAGAAGAGACAAACAAGAUCCCAUCAGGUGAUAAACCACAAUUCAUGGAGUCUGAACCUAAACUGAUGCCACCAGUCAGGGGAAGAAAUAUCCAGUCAAACAAGGUAAAUAUCUCAACACAAAUGGAGAAAAGUGAAGGUGAAGAGACCAUGGAAGUCAUUGCAGAAGAAGAGGCAAAGACGACCUCAUCAAGUGAUAAAGCACAAUCAAUAGAAGCUGAACCUAAACUGACACCUUCAAUCAAGCAGCAGAAUGACCAGGAAACUGAGGUCCAGUCAAAAAAGGUGGAUGUCUCACCAGAGGAGAAAACUCAAGGUGGAGAUGCCAUGCAUAUCAUUAAUAAAGAAGAGACAAAUAAGACAGGUAAAAAAGCACAUUCUAUAGAAGCCGAACCUAAACCAACACCUCCAGUCAGGCGAAGAAAUGAGAAGAAGAUUGAUAUCCAAUCAAACAAGGUGAAUAUCUUAACAACAUCAGAGGAGAAACCUGAAGGUGUAGAGGCCAUUGAUGUCAUUGUGGAAGAAGAGAUACAGAUGGCUCCAACAGAUGAUAAAGUACAAUCCCUAGAAACAGAACCUAAACCGACGCCACCAGUCAGGCGAAAAAAUGAGAGUGAAACUUAUGUCCAAUCAAACAAGGUAAAAGUGUCAACAACAGCAGAGAAGAAACUUGACGGUGGGGACACCAUGCAUAUAACUGAGGAGGAAGUGACAAAGAAGGUCACCUCUGUUGAUGAAGCACAAUCCAUAGAAUUUGAGCCUAAACCAACACCACCAGUCAGAAAACGGAAUGAGGGUGAAACUGAGGUCAAGUUUGAUAUGAUGGAUGUCACACCAACACCUCCCACCAGACGACAUAAAGGUGACAAUUUAUCUUCAAACCUUGAAUCACAGAUAGAGGGAGAAGUACUUCCCACUCCACCAAGCAGAAGACGUAAAGAGAGAAUGGAAAGUGAGAGGUUUUCACUUGAUUUUGAGUCCCAACCCACACCACCAGCAAGACGACGUAAAGAGAAGGAAGAUAGAAGAUUAUCGCUUGAUCUGGAGACCCAACCCACACCACCAGCAAGACGACGUAAAGAGAAGGAAGAUAAAGGAUUGUCACUUGAUCUGGAGACCCAACCCACACCACCAGCAAGACGACGCAAAGAGGAAGAAGAUCAAAGACUGUCCCUUCAUUUGGAGACUCAACCAACACCACCAGCAAGACGACGCAAAGAGGAAGAAGAUCAAAGACUGUCCCUUCAUUUGGAGACUCAACCAACACCACCAGCAAGACGACGUAAAGAGAAAGGAGAAGGUCAAAGAUUAUCAGUGGAUCUGGAGACUCAACCCACUCCACCAUUAAGAAGAUGUAAGGAUAAACCAGAGAGUGAAACAUUAUUUUACAGUGCUGAAUUAGGAAAAAGUGAUGAUGGACAAACCAGUGAACAUAAAGACAGCAAAGAGCCCACUGUUAAACCAACUCCACCUGUCAGACGCAAAAUUAGUAGAGUAGAAAGUGAUGUGACAAUGGCAAAACUUACACCACCAACAAGAAGGAAAGAUAGUAAGGUCGAAAAAGAGAUAGAGGCAGGUUCUUUUAAAUUGAAAGAAGAGAUGAGCAUAAUUAAACCAACUCCACCUCUGAGGCGAAAAGACAGCCAAGCAGAGACUGAGAUAGUUUCCACCACUCCUGUCCUACCAACUCCACCAAGCAGGCGAAAGAAAGAUCAAAUAGAAGUUGACAGCAUUCCAUUAAUGCCGGAAGAGCCACAGGUGAUACCAACUCCAACAACCAGCCACAAAGAAAGUUCAGGGAAUGAAAAGGUUUGUGCAAAACUGGAAGUGGAAGCUGAUGUUGAACCAAUAACUAAACAGGAAGAUAAAGAGGUGUGUGACACAAAGCCAUUGAUUGGUCGUGAGCAGCAAGAGGAGGGGCAGGACUCUGAUAUCUUGGUCCCAGAAACCAUAAGUGUAGUCAGUCAAACAGAGAGCAUCACUGACAUUCAGCCACAGAAUCAAGAUGUGGAUGUUUCUCCACAAGUUGGUCCCACCACUGAAAUCUCUGAGAGUCUAGAAGAGGAAGAGGAAGAACCAAAGGGACCCACAAUGAAGGAUUUCAUGGAGAUCAAAAAUAUGACUGAAAAAAGACCAAAAAGUGUACUCAUGGAGGGUGUACCACAUGAAAGUACAGAGAAACUUCUUGACACAUCCAGCACUGAUCUUGAAGCUCAGUUAAAAAGACUAGUGUUCCAUUUACUGGACCUUCGAACUUGCCCAGCUGCUCUGAACACUGCAGACAUGGCCAAACAACUAGAGGAGGCUGAGGAAUGUAGAAGGUGUGCCCAGAGACAGGUAUCUAUGAUGUCUAGGCAAGACCAGGCUAAUGGAGACAUUGGCACUCUCACUAAUGGCACAGUUCAUGAGGGCAUGCAACAGCUAAGCGCCCAAUGGAGUGCAGUUUUGUGGGAUGCAGCAAGCUCUGUUCACUCCAAGGAAGUACAACUACAGAUGGUUACAGAUUUUAACAAUCAGACCCAGAAAGUCAAAGCUACUCUGGAGAGACUCAAAACUGAGCGUGAGGCGCUAAGAAUAUCUCCAGCUGUGAGCAGUUUUGCUGAGGAGGAGAGGCUGCGCUCUUUCUUGAGAAACAUGGAGCAGGAAAGGACAGCUCUCGGUGAGCUAAUUCAAACUUGUGCAAAACUGUCCCCCCACCUCAGUCUCCCUGAGAGACAAGCAGUGGAAAUACAGCAAAACAACUUGCAAAGCCAGUGGAGGGCCCUGGAGAAUGAUGCAGAGAUUGCUCUUUACAUGGUUAAUGCUUAUGCUAAAGAAAGUGGCAGCCUUCUUCAAGAGGUUGGAGCCUUAAAAGACCAUCUCGAGAACAUUCAGAAAACCUUGGAUGCAUCGAAAUCCUCACCAGUUUCAUGGGAUGGCAAGAGAGCUCAAGAAUUUAUGAAUAUAAAUGCUGAUCUCACUUCCACCCAUCAGCAGUACCUCUACCUUCAGCAGACAUCUGAGGCACUUGCACAAGAAUUCCAAUUCAAGGCAGAGACAUCCAGCAUAGAGCAGGACCUUCAGUGUAUCAAAGAUCAGCUGGAUCAAAUGGGCGAACAGUUAGCAGCUGCAACCCCCAGCAGCAGCAACCCAACUUUAAGUAAAAUUGUAAAAGUAAUGACAGAUGCUCUAGCUUGGGCCAAGCAGACAGAAUUUGAUAUCAAAGGACGACAGAAAAAGGUGUCUCUGCUUCCAGAAGAGGUCCAUCGACAGAUUAAAGAUUUAAAGAAAUUGCAGUCAGAGAUGAGCUCCAAGCAAAGCCAGUUGAAGUCUUUGGUUGAGGAAGUCAAUGAGCUGAUUCAUGACCUAGAUGAAGCUGAUGUUUCAAUGGUGACUUCAUCCUUGAAGGCCCUAGAGGAUUUGUCCAAAUCAACGGCAGGAAAACUGGCCAAGGCAGUUCACGAGAUGGAGUCAGGGCUUCAAACCCGAGAGAAGAUGUCAGAGCAGAUAGCAGAUGUUGAUUCCUGGGUGGUUGGACAUCUCCAGAGAGAAGCUUUGAGGAGAGAGGAUUAUCAAAGUUUGAGUCCGGCAGACCUGGAUCGCAGGUUGAGGCAGAUACAGGACACUCUUGGAGAGGCAGAAAAGCAGUCCGCUGUCACGGAAGCCCUUCUGAUGAAAAGCAGAGACAUUGCAUCAGAGCUAAGUGUCUCAGAGAGUACUCAGCUCAAUGGGAAACUCACCAACCUUCAAGAGGACAUAAAAGGUAUUGUUGUCUAUGAGAAGGCAUGUUGCCAGAAAGUUAUGGAUGUCAUACAGAGCCAAGAAUCCUCUCAGAGGAAGGUAUCAUCUCUUGAGAACAGCCUGAGACAAAUGUUAGUUGAUUUAAAAAGACACAGGUUUCCAAUUACCAAGGAUACCCUCUCUGUUAUCGAACCCUUUAAACAGAUGAUUGUGGAGCGCAAAUCUCAGGUUGAACAAGUCAGUCCCUGUGCAGAGGACAAGAGAAGAGAGCUAUUAUGUGUUAUCACUGAACUGCACCACAAAAUGAUCGAUUUGGAUCUCAAAGCACAAGCUCAUGAAAGGUACUUGAGCCUCAGUCAGAGCAUUGAAAAACUAAAGGAAGAAAUGGAGGCACAGAUUCCAAGGACCAAAGAUGAGAGCAUCAACAAAGAGGAACGCUAAGCCUGUCAAAACAUACUGAUCCAAAUCCCUUUAAUAAAACUCUUGUGUGAGGAAACAAGAGUUGAACUCCAGGAAAUCAUAGCAGAUCUUUAUCCAUCUCAGAUCUGUGCUGAACAAACAAGACUCAGUCAAAUUUUGGAGAGUCUCAACACCUCAGAAUUGACAGUGAACAAUAAUCUUCAGAUACUGGAAUGGGAUCUGCUGAAACAUAUUCACUACCCAUCAGAAAAGAGAGUACUUAAGCAGUUCCUCAAAGACACCAAUGAGGAGCUAGAAAAGUCUUGUAAUAUUGAACCAAAAGAAGCAGUCAUUGAAAAGCAACUAAGAAAGUACCUUGUGCUCAGAAAGACUGUAGAAUCUAGAAUGCGAGUGCUUGCGUUUCUUGAAAAAAAGAUUGGGGCUCAACCUCCACAGGACUCCAAACAGCUUACUUGCUUGAAGGAUAUGGUUUUGGAAAGGUGUGACCAACAAAUGAUGAGUUUAACUAAAGCCAAAGAACUGUUGAGGAACUACACCAAGGCAGUGAACAAUACCAUUUGGUUCCUGCAAAGAGCUGCAUUGGUCCUUCUACCCUCAAUGUGCUCUGCUAGAAGCUGCUCAGAAAGACUCAAAGACACUCAGCAGACUUUAUUGACACUAGACACAGAAUUCCAGUCACAUAUUUCACAGCUCCAAACUCAAACCCCACAGCAUCCCUGCUUCAAUCCACAGCAAACUGAAUUUCUACACAUAGAGGUUCUUGGAGGGCUCCUGGUCAGGCUAUCGACCCUCAAGGCCCAGGCCCAAAUACAACUAGAAUCUCUGAAGAGGUGUGUUGAGUGCCAGAAACAUUCACGUAAAUGCUAUGAGGAGCUUUGCCAGCAAGUGAGAGACUCGGAAACAUUGCUAUCACAAUGUGCUUCCAAAAAAAUUACCUCACACAAAGACUGCAAAGACCAGCAACUGAAACUCAAGGCUCUGGUGGAAGAGAUUGCCAUGCUUCUUGGAAAACUGGAGAAUCUGAGGGAGUGGUGUUUAUUGUAUGGAUGCAGAGCCAACAGGGAGGAUGCAGUGAAUGACGUCUGGGUGCAGGUGGCAAGAUUGCAGCGCUGUGCCAAUGAUCUGCAGACACGCUCAGAACAAAUGGAAGCAGAGUGGAGCAGUGUCACAAGGAGUGUGGAGCAGGCAGCCAGUGUGUUGGAGCAGAUGGAUGCGGAACUUCCAGACAGCAGCAGAAAGAAUCUGACUGGUGACGAGCUGCAGGAACUGCUGCUAUUCUGUUCCCAGUACCAGGACAGACUGGACUGCGAACACAGAGCUCUCUCUGCGUUGGAAUUAAGAGUUGCGAGGUUGCUUGGUGUUCCCCCCCACCUGGAACAGGCCCCGCCCAUCGAGCUGUGCCAAAAGCUUCAAGCCCUGCAGGAGCGUUACCAUAGUCUGAAGGAGCGGAGCACUCAGGGUCAGAGGGCAGUAAGAACAGAGGUGGAGGAAAGGGGACGAGUGCAGGAGCAGCUGGAGGGAGUCAGAGAAUGGCUGGAAUCUGCCAUCUCUCUCCUCUCUGUACUGGAGCACGAACCCAGCAAGAAACAGCUACAGGAGGUUCACUCACAGCUGUGUACCCAAAAGGCCAUUCUGCAGCGUAUUUCAGAAAGCUUGAAGAUGAUGUACUCUGACAAAAACACACCGAUUCCUGAAGAGAUAGAGGGACUGUUACAGGAAGUCUCACAGUCAUUACAGGAAGUGGAGGAGCAGGUGAAGACAGCUGUGGAGAAAAGUGGCCCACUUCACAGGCUGGGUGCUAAAAUCUCAGAGAUUAAAGCAGGUCUGGGAUCAGUUCAGAGCUGGUUAGAGCAGAAGAGCCUGAACUUCAGUGAAGCUGAGAGCACACAGAAGCGAGUCUGGGACGAGCUGGAUAAUUUACACACACGUCUGACGGCAGUCGAGGUUGAGCUACAGGACGUGAGUGAAAUGCAUCCAGACGAGACCCGUCUGAUUCUGGACAACCUGGCCAACACUCAGCAGACCCACACACGCCUCAACAAACAGGCUGAACAGAGAACCACCUUCCUCAGCAAGGUCCGUGACUGGCUGCAGGAGCAUGAAGAGAUGGUGAAGGGGUCACAGAGCUGGAUCUCCGAGGCUCAGUCCUGGCUUACGACACCCUGCACAUACACCACUGCCAGAUGCCUUGACAGUCAUGUGAGCGCACUGCAGAUGGUUCUGGAUGAUUCUGCUCAGAUGAGACGGACUCUACAGGGUUUCAGCAGUGUGCUGGCAGAGAUGGGGAGUGUGUUUGAUGUCAGUCCAUUAGAGGAGCAGCUCUCAAAUGCUGAUCGACGUGUGGCAGACAUGCAGCACAGUCUGCUGGGACCCCUCUCUCAGCUGGAGCAUGCAGCAGCAGAAGUGGAUGCCAUUGAAUCAGAGGUGAAGGUCAUGGAGAAAGAUGUAGCCAAAAUUAAAUCUACUCUGACUACCAAAGAAGACAUCAGCCAAGACAAUCUUAAAGCAACAGAAGACAGGAUUGACCUGAUGAAAAGGACAGUAGCUGAGAUCCAGAACUGUAAGGAUGGACUGUGUCUUCCUGACAAAGCUGAAAACACACUCCUAGUGUUUAAAAGAGCAGAACUACUACAGAAACAGCUGCUGGAACUAGAGCAGCUGGCUCUAGAAUACUCAAUUGAGGUGCAGGAUAUAUCUGCUCCGCCCCUCAGUGCCCCGCCCCUCGGUGUUCCACCCACUAUCACUGAGGAAGAGACACAGGAGAGCGGUCAGAUUCAGAUUGCGCACGUAGAGGAGGAUGUGUUGAGAAAAUCAGGAGCAACGCUAAUGACGGUGGAGCAAUCCACGCCGGAGCAAAGACUCACCUGGAUCUGUGAGAGGAGCAGCCACACCCCCACAGAAACACAGCAGGAGUCUGAGGAAGAGGAGGAGCUCUUUGAGGAUGUAGGAGAUUGGGAAGAAGAGGCUUCUGAUGAUAAAAAAGAAGAAUACGAAGUUCACAUAGAAAAUGAGGAUGAGGAGGCAAGACGAAUGUCGCCCACCUCUCUGAAUGCUGAGGCUUCCUCCUGCGUGACCAUGGAGGACUCUGUUUCUGGAGAUGAUGUUUCCUCUACAAAACCAAUUUUGGAGCAAGCAGAAGCAACAGACUCUAAGGUAGAAACAGAUACAUCUGUGGCCUCGGGAACAGGUGUGUCAGAAGCUUUAUCUGAAGCGGACGCCAUAGUGGAAAGCCAGUCUCUCCCUGCAGACAUGGAGCAGGGUGCAUGGAGGGGGGAACAGACGCCACACACCAGUGACACACUCACACUCAUGACCCUCUCAGAAAACACACACAAGUCACUAGUCCCUCCCACAGAAACAGAAACAGACAUGUUGACCUCACCUAAUGUCAUGACCUCUGGUGAAGGGGUGGGCGGGGCCUUAGAAAAACUUGUGGGAGUCUUAGAAACGUAUUCCACACCCAGUCAACAGACCCAUUUAGAUGAGACCCCCUAUGUGCUUCAGAGCCUGGGCUCCACAAAUACACCAGAGCACCAUACACACACUCCGUCAGAUGUAGUAGACCACAGUUUAGACAACAGAAGCACUCACGACACACACACACUGAUCACAGUCAAACCCCACCUGGAGAAGACAGAGCCGUUGGCUGCAAGCACAUCUUUGGCCGCAGGUGAAGCCAGGGACUCGGGUGGAUGGGUGUCCAGUGACGGGCUGCUCCAUGCCUGCCGUGAGAAGGCCGAGCAGCUGGAGGCGUGUCUGGAGAGAGCACAGGUCAGCCUGGAGGGGUCGAGACAGCAAGCACAGGACGUAGCUAUGCAGGACAGCAUUGAGCAACAACUUCACACCUGCCAGACAAUUCUGGUGGAGAUUGAGCAGAGGAUCUCCAGUCUUCCUGCAUGUGAACUGAAAGAACAGGAGCAACACGAGGCUGAAUUGCUCAACAUCAAACUCCAGCUGCUGAAGAACAGACUGGUGACUGUGCAGUUACAGCUGCAAGACAGACAGAGUGAAGAUCAGGUGUGUGUUGAGAGUCAGCGCCCCCUGCAGGCCAGGUUGACUCGCAGCAAUAGUGUGCAAGAGAUGUUGAGUUCCUCCAGAACUAAACUGUUCAGACAGAGCAGCCUUCAACAACAAAGGGAAUUGGAGCAUGGUUUGAAUGAACAGCGGGAUCUAACUAAAGCUAUUGCAAUUCAGUGCAGCAGAGCCCGAACACACAACCAGAGCACAGACGAAUAUACAGGGCCUUCGACAGCAAAAGAGAAUGAAGACAAGAGACAGGAAUUAGAAUUAGCAGUCCACAGGAAGUGGACACACCUCUGCAGCAAACUGACCAAGACAGCAGAGAGUGAACAAGAUGGAGAUAAAGAUCAGGAUCCUUCUGAGAUCCUUGCUCCAUCUGUGUGUUUGUGGAGUGGAGCUGCUGUUUCUCUUUGUCUGCAGGAGAUUCAAACCAACAUCUCACAGCUUAAAGAACUGCAAAACUCAUCAGUUACACAGGACCAUCAGUCUCUGGAUGAAGGUCUGUUUGAAGUGUUGAGUGGGGUGAAUCUCACACUUGGCUCUCUCACACACACUCUUGUGUUUCAGCCAGCAACCUCACACACUGACAGACUAAACCAGCUGCAGCAGCUACAGAAUUUAUCUGCAGAGCUAAACUCCUUGGGUGCCAUAUUGACCUCCCAGGAGUCAGAGGUCAUAAAUUUGUUAGGUUCGGGUUCAGAGGUAUCCUCCACCUGUUUUGACCUGCUGACGCAGCGUGUAUGUGACAUUCAAAAGACUCUGGCGGAAAAACAGGAGCAGCUACAGGAGCGAAUAAAACACUCGACUCAGCUGCAGAAGAGAGUGAAAGACCUGCAUGACUCUGUACUAACUAACACGUCGAUCCUUCUCCCUACAACUAACGGAGAAACCCACCAUGACCUUCACACACAGCUGCAGGCCAUCACUGGGCAGAAACAGGAAGUGGAGCAGAGUGAGAGAGAGCUGGCAGAAGUCAGAGACAAGACAGAGAGUCAGGAUCAGCCCUCAUCCAUCACACAGCAGAUCAGCACACUGGAGGCGGUUUUGGACAGUGUUUGGAGUGAUCUAGAGCAGCGCUGUGGAGCUGUUCAAUGGAGUCUCGAUCAGCAGCAGAUGUUUGAAAAAAUACUGAAGGGUCUGCAGAUGCUCCUGAAUCUUGGGAGAGAGAAACUCGCCUGUGCCUCUCAGCUGGAGUUCAGGAAUCCAGCACUCCAGACACACCUCAGCACACACACGGUGUUUUUCCGGUCUCUGGCUGCCCACCUGCGAACACUGCAGCAACUGAGUGUGCGGAUCCCAGACAGCGCCUCCUCUGGCUGGGAGACUGAAGUGUCUGAGGUGGAACGUCAAGUGUCCAGUGUCGUGCAGCAGGCUCAGGCUGUUGGCACAGUACUACACUCUGCACUGCAGGUUUGCACUCACUGGGAUGAAAAUCAUUCCUGGUUAGAAACACUGCUGCAGAAGUUAGAGGCUCAACUUCCCAUAACUCCUCUGUGGGACCAAACUGAGGGGAAGCUCAGUGAGAGUAUUUCUGUGUAUCAGAGUGUGUUGGCAGUUCUGGAGCAGAACAGAGCUCGUAUCAGUCUGGUUCUGGAUGAGGGCCGGAGACAGCAGGAGCAGAUGUCUAGUAGUGAAGUGGGUGUACACAUAUUGGGUGUGUCUACAGCAAGGCUGGAACAGCGAUUGGCUGCACUUAAGAGGAGGGUGGAGCAUGGACUAGACUCCACCCACCAUCUUAAGAAGCUUUGGAACAGGUACCAUAGUGAUUUUGAGGCUUUUAAUGAGUGGAAAGAACCAGCAAGAGAACGCCUGCAUACAUGGAAAGAUCACAUGAACGCAGCUGAUCAGGAAGUGGACACCCUCUCCCAGUUUCAUCAUUUCAUAGAGUUCAAUAAGGAGCUAGAGGUGAAAUCUGCUCUAAAGGCAUCAGUGAUCAGCUCUGGAUCUUUGAUCCUGUUGCUCAGUGAAAGAGAGCAUAUCAUUAAAACACAGAAGAUCAGCAGAAGCUCUGGUGCUCCAAGAACAUCCACUCCCUCUGGAAAUACAACAAUCCCUGAAGACCCGGAGCCGAGUGAAACUAGCAAUCUCAACCCUGAAGACUCCUCAUCUGUAGAUGUCAUCUUUCCAUCAGAGACCAAUGUUUCCUCUAUUCAAAACAUCUCCUCUGAAGAAACUCUUUCAACCACAGAGAGAUCAGAUGCAAACAUCACAAAUGAAGGUGUUAUCUCUGAGGAACCAAUGUCAUCUGCACUUGAUUUGUCUGUAAAACAAGAAAUGGUUCUGUCCCCGGUUCUUCUGGCUCUACAGUCUCAGCUGUCUCAGGUGGAGCAAGACUGGAUGGAGAUACAGACACACAUACCCACCGUCCAACAGAGAUUGCACCAGAGUAUGAUGGAGAGCCUGUCUCCUGAAGGACUGCUGGCUGAUGUGCGUGACUGGAUUACAGGUGCUGAGAGCAGGUUACAGGCAGCUGAACGAGAGGGUCACAACACCUGUACUGCCGCCGAGCUCACACACCUGCUCAGAACAUAUCAGGGCAUGAAGAGAGAGAUGGCAUGUCAGCAGAUGUCUGCUGACUUUAUUAAUCAGUGUGAGCUGAAGCAGGUCGGUUUUGACUCUCACACCAGCAGGUACAAACACACUGCAUUCGCUGAAAGCCUGGGACACGUCAGUCUGCGCUGGCUUACUCUACAGGCUCACCUGAACAUACAGAUUCGACAUGUUGAAGAACAGGUGAGGAUAAGUGCAGAGCGAGAUAACAAACUACACCUCCUGCAGCGCUGGGUCAAACGUCAAAAACAAUGGAUGCGAUUGGCUGAAAGACCCACCAGUCGCUCGUUUGCUGAGAGGAGCCUGAAGGAAUGUGAAGAAUUGGAGGAAAAGUUGAAGGCCAAAUUCACUGAACUUACUGAGUUGGGAAAGAGGAGACUUGAUGAAGAGGACAGGGAUAAAGACUUCCUCUCAAAAGCACAAAAUCUCUCACAAUCUUUGACAGAACUCUCUCAACAGAGUAAAGUCCUUGGAAAUGCCAUGAGGGAGCUGUGUAAGGUGUGGUCUCAGUUUGAAAGUGGGAGGAGCCAGGCAAUUGUAAACACAAUAAGGAUCUGCCAAUCACUAGAGUAUUACCACGCCCCUCUGCUCUCCCUCUCCACCCUCCAGAACAACAUCGAUAAGCUACAGGUCUUAAAAGCUGAGACUGAGGAGUGUGACAGGCAGUGGGAGGAUCUUAACAAGACAACAUCAAUCCUUACUGUUGGAAUUAGCACAGACUCUGCCCAGAUUUUAUCUGAGCACCUAGACAAAGAAAAAGCAAGGUGGUCAGAGGUGAAGGAAAAGGUCAUACACACCUUGAAGAGUUCGCACAGUCUUCUGAAGGUGUGGCAGAGAUACUCUGAUGUGCGAUGCACCUGCUCAGAGCAGCUCCGACGUCACAGAGAACAGCUUACCAUGCUCAACAAAACACCCGCUGACAAUAAACAACUCGCACACAGCAUCGCAGAGCUGAAGACUAUGUUACAGAAAGGUUCAGAGACUCAGCAGACUGAUUUGAAUGAAAUGCUUGAAGCGUCUAAAGACCUGAUUGAACAGGUGGAUGAUGAAGAUGCUGUUUUCAUCAGAUCAGAAUGUCGUUUGUUAACACGAGGUUACCUGCAGUUAGAACAGACUGUGAAAGGACGAAUUGAACACAUGCAGGAGGAUCUUGAGCAAUUUCAGGAAUUUGAAAGGUUAUACCAGUCCCUCGAAACACAAUUACAACAGUGGGAAAGCAAGCAAAGGAUGGACAGCGAACACACAGAUAUAUCUCAGUCGGGUCUGAUGGAGAUCAGUUCUCUCUCUCCUGAUCUGGAUCUACUAAACACACUCAGCUACAGGCUGACUCUCAGUGACUCUGUGACACAGAAGCUACAGCACCUUAACAGGAAGUGGGCACAGGCCUCCGCACAUGCUCAGGAGAAGUGCAGUGAGUUGCAGGCAGCCUCUCUCCAUCAGCAGAGCUUUGAGCAGAGAUGUGAGAGCUGGCUGGCUUUCCUACAGCGCAUGGAGGACAGAUUAGCUGUAGAAAUUGCAUCAACAUACCCUGGACUAAGAGAACAGCAACGCACGCACCAGUGUUUUCAGGCUGAGUUGUCUUUAGGCCAUCAGAUCCUUCACUCUGUGAUCAGCGAAUCUCUCCUCCUGUUGCAGAAGGGAGAUGUAGAGGACAGGAGCGACUUCCUGUUAAAACUGGCACAGCUGAGAGAGCACUGGCAGGGGGCGGUGCAGAGAGCAGCUCAACGGCGCGCUCUAGUGGAAGGGCUCAUACAGCACUGGCACCUUUAUACACACACAAUGCAGAAACUCCGCAAACUUCUCACACUCACACACACACUCCUGUCGCCCACCGGUCCCACACACUGUAGUGUCCUGCAGCUGCGCCUCUUGCUGGAUGAUCUGAAGCGAACAGAGCUGUUGUUUCAUAGGUCAAUCUCUGCGUAUCUGUGUGUGAUGGAGGUAGGCAGGCAGCUGUUUUCGGUGAGUGACACACAGACGCAGAUGCAGCUGCAGACAGACCUGGCAGCUCUGCAGGAGGACUGGGAGCAGUGCCAGUGCAUGCUGGGAAAGAGAAAGACCCUCACAUCUGACAUCAUAAAGAAGUGGGAGACCUGUGAGACCAGACUAGCUGAUCAGGCCCAGCGCCUAGAGGAACUACGAGCCAGACUAAAGCAGUCAAUCCCAGAUCAGCAGGAGGAGAUGGAAGAAGAACGUCUCCUUGUGAAGGAGGUUCAGGAUUGUUUAGAGGACUGGGCCGUCAGUCUUUCCGAGCUCAGCACCAUGAAGACGGACCUGUCCCAGUACAUCCUCACCGAUGACGUCCUCCUCCUGCAGGAGCAAGUGGAUCAUCUGCACUGCCAGUGGGAAGAACUCUGUCUCAAAGUGUCUCUUCGUAAGCAGGAGAUUGCUGACCGGUUGAAUGCCUGGAUCAUUUUCAAUGAGAAGAAUCGGGAGCUGUGUGAAUGGCUGACACAGAUGGAAAACAAGGUGGCGCACAGCGCCGAACUCAGCAUCGAGGAGAUGGUAGAGAAACUCAAGAAGGACUGCAUGGAGGAGAUCAACCUCUUCAGUGAGAAUAAGACACAUCUGAAACAGCUGGGAGAACAACUCAUCACUGCUAGCAACAAGACCAAAGAGACAGAAAUCAAUGACAAGAUCAAGGACAUCAACGACCGCUGGCAGCAUCUAUUUGAUCACAUUGAGGCCAGGGUGAGGAAACUGAAGGAGACAUUGGUAACAGUGCAACAGCUGGAUAAGAACAUGAGUAAUCUCCGUACCUGGCUUUCCCGAGUUGAGGGUGAGCUGGCCAAACCUAUCACCUACACCAUCUGCCACAGUGAUGAGAUACAGCGUAAACUAGCAGAGCAUCAGGACUUGCAGAAAGACAUUGAACAGCACACAGAGGGUGUGGCAUCUGUUCUGACCCUGUGUGAUGUUUUGCUCCAUGAUGCGGAUGCUUGUGGCAGCGAUGGAGAGAACGACUCCAUUCAGCAGACCACACUCAGCCUGGACCGCCGCUGGAGGAACAUAUGUGCCAUGUCCAUGGAAAGGAGGAUGAGGAUUGAGGAGACAUGGCGUCUGUGGUGCAAGUUCCUAGAUGACUAUGCACGCUUUGAAGAGUGGCUGAACACGGCAGAACGUACAGCUGCCAACCCCGCCACUAAAGAUGUACUCUACACCUGUGCUAAAGAGGAACUCAAAAAGUUUGAGGCAUUCCAGCGGCAGGUCCAUGAGCGCCUAACACAGCUGGAGCUGGUGAAUAAACAAUACCGACGCCUGGCACGAGAGAACCGGACAGACGGUGCCAGUAAGCUAAAGUUGAUGGUACAUGAGGGAAACCAGCGCUGGGAUAUGCUACAGAAGAGAGUUGCUGCUGUGCUCCGCAGGUUAAAGCAUUUCACAUCUCAGCGUGAAGACUUUGAAGGAACGAGGGAGGGGAUUCUGGUCUGGCUAACUGAGAUGGACCUUCAGCUCACUAAUGUGGAGCAUUUUUCAGAGAGCGAUAUUCAUGAAAAGAUGCGGCAACUAAAUGCAUUUCAGCAGGAGAUCACUCUAAACACAAAUAAGAUUGAUGCGCUGAUUGUGUUUGGAGAGAACCUGAUCCAGAAGAGCGCUCCGCUGGACGCUGUACUCAUCGAAGAUGAACUAGAGGAAUUGCACUCCUACUGCCAGGAAGUGUUUGGCAGGGUUGCCCGAUUCCAUUAUCGUCUUAUCAGCAGACGCCCGGUGCUUGAGGAGGACAGAGAGUUCUCGGACAGAGACACAGAUCCGGAGGACUCGGCUGAUUUCAGUGGGGUGUGGGAAAGGGAAAGGGAGGAAGAUGAGGCAGCUAUGGGCUCCGAUGUUUCGCUGACGGUACGUCAAGCCGUGUCCCACCUGUUACCACCUGCUCUGGAGCGCUCAGGGCGUGAGACGCCCGUCAGUGUGGAUUCUAUUCCGCUGGAGUGGGACCACACCGUCGAUGUGGGAGGAUCUUCAUCUCCAGAGGAUGAUGAGGAGUUGACAUACUACAGCGCCCUAUCAGAUGUAGAAGUCACUGAGAGCUCUCAGUCAUUUGUUAAAGUUACAUCUAAAGCUCUGAAAGCUGUGUCCGGGGGAAGGUCAGUGGUGGAGACGUGGCACUCUCCUGAUGCACCAGACAGGAAACGAGUGAACAGAGAGAUCAUACGCAGUCUCACAUCUUCACCCACUGACACCAGCACACAGUACCACCCACAGGCCUAUGAUAAACUCAUGUCUGAGUGUGCUGGCAGUAUAGACUGUAUAAAACGAGUGAAACUGAUUCUGAAUGAGGAAGAACAACUGGAGGAUCAUGGCCUGACGGUCCUCUCUGCAUCAGAUAAGACUGGUGUGAUCGAGCGAUGGGAGAUCCUGCAGGUGAUGUCGUGUAGCGUGCCGCAGGAUCUUCAGCAGUGGCACAGACUGAACUCUGACCUCACCAAUGUCAUGGCGUGGCUGAAUGCUGUGAUGCCUGAGCUAGAGAAACUUCAAACUCUAGAGCCAAAAAUCACCAUCAGAGACAUGGAGAGCAAUAUCCACAAACUAAAGGACAUGCAGAGGACUUUUAACGGCUACAAAACGGUGAUGAUUGGCAUUAAUCUUAGUGGGCGGGGCUUCCAGCAUGGAGACAGCACUGAACUACGAGAACUGCGUGAGAAUCUGCAGUUAGCCAAUCAGAAAUGGGCACAGGCCUGUGCGGCCCUGGACAGCUGGGAGCACCGACUGCAUCAAGCUCUCAUGGAGUGUCAGGAGUUUCAUGAGACUCUUCACUCUCUGCUGCUGUGGUUAGCUAAAGCAGAAAGCCAGCGCUACAUGGUCAACAUCCAUGACACAAACACAGACCUCAACAUCCUGCAAGAGCAUCAAGACACACUCAAGGCUGUUCAGCAGGACUUACAGUCUCGUGAGAGCGAGGUCAACUCCCUGCAGGAGAUCUCCUCACAGAUCCUACUACAGGACCAGGGAGAAGACACCCUGGAGGCCAAAGAGAAGGUUCACGUCAUCAGCAACAAGUUACGGCUGCUGAUCAGACAGAUCGCACACGACCUGCUCACACUGCAGAGCAGACUGGACUCAUCUGGUCCAAAUGUGGGCAGGACAGCAUCAACACAACACCAGGAAGCCGCAGGAGUUCAGGCUGUUACACGGGGAUCUCCCACGAGUGGCAGGACUGAUAAGGCUGAUUCGUCCCCAGCGAGGCCGUUCCUGUAUCGUGUCCUGCGAGCGGCUUUUCCCCUCCACAUCCUCUUCCUGCUGCUGCUGGUUGUGGCGUGUCUGGUGCCUCUCUCAGAGGACGACUACAGCUGCACUCUCUCCAACAACUUUGCCCGAUCCUUUUACCCCAUGCUCCUCUACACCAACGGACCGCCUCCCACAUGAGCACGAACACAUGUACCUGUCACUAACACGCGUCUCAGUAGAAUCAGUUGGGAUGUUGUCCAAGCUUCCCGGUUAACUGUCCUGUAGCAGAACCUGUAGCUCUGUUUGACGUGAGCCAAGUUUGGGCUUCAGUACUCAAUACAUUUCCCAGCAGCAGUCAAUACUUGUUCCUGAAUCUGUUGCUCAAGGAGAGGGAUUUUUCUGAAGCCAUCCAGAACCUGUCUUCAGGAGCCUUUCAUCAUGAUGUACAUUUGUUUCCUUGGAGAACACUUUGACGGAAAGGGUGCCUUGUUGAAGGUGCACUAUAAAUGGUUUCAAACUGUAUAGUAUGUAGCAGCACAUUGAAACACUUCUUCACACAAAUGUAUUUAUUUUUGAAAUGUAAAUGACAGAUAAUCGAACCUACUAUAGUUCACUCAUAGACUUUAAGUCGGCCUGUAUUUUUUAACUAGAAUCCCUGUUUGUAUGUCCGAGUGACGGGACUUGCUUGAAUAUCAGUUGUUUAUACAGUCUUGUUUCUAGGAGUCAAUGUGAAAUGACUUUCAAUGAUAAAUAUAUAUUUUAUUUGUAGCUGUUUUAACUGCCAUUUCUUUGGUUUAAGCCAUGGAGGAAAGACACAGAGGCAUCAGGGUGUGUGCAAAUGUAAGAGUCCUUUGCUUAAUUUAUUCAGUCUAAAGUUUGGUGGCUGUGUUGUUUUCAUUUAUGUGUGUGUGAAUAAUGUAAAACUACUGAAAUUAUUAAAUUAUAAUUGGUAAAUGAUCUCAUUGGAGAUAUAAAUUAUAUCUGGUUAUGUUCUUUAUUGUUCAUAGGUAGAAUUUCUCUGGCAGGAGACUCUAAUGUCCAGAUGUUCUUAGUUUUACUUUUUUGCUGGAUGGUUAAAAUGUCUCAUAGAAACACAUUUCAGAUGUAUCCACAUGAUUUUAUGUGGCUUUUAUUUUUAUUUAGCCACAUAGUGAAUGUCAGUUUUGAGGUAAUAAUAUGGUGAAAAGGCCAUUAGUCAAUCUUCUGCUCGUACUAACUGCCAAAGUGUCAGAGACUUCAUAUGGUUUAUAAUCCGUCAUGAUUUCUUUAAAUAAUGCUGUUUGUUUGAUGUUUUUAAUUGAAUUGUUAUAGUGGAUUACAUUAUGGUUCAACUGAAAUAGACUAUGAUAUAAAUAUUCAUUAAUCACAGAGAUACAUUUACUUUAUUAUGAAUUUAUUUUGCAGCAAACCUUGCACUGUCAGUGUCAAACACUGGUUGAAGAAAAUAUAAAGUUAGAUGAUGUUGGUGCUUUUUUGAGUUUGAAUUUUAUUCAGUUUUACUACAAAUAAACAUCAAGUACAAAUAUG